Molecule: messenger RNA, 2085 nt
Organism: Momordica charantia (bitter melon)
Lineage: Eukaryota; Viridiplantae; Streptophyta; Magnoliopsida; Cucurbitales; Cucurbitaceae
Product: glycoprotein 3-alpha-L-fucosyltransferase FUT11
Cellular component (GO): membrane
Molecular function (GO): fucosyltransferase activity
Source: RefSeq, a predicted model, not a curated record
AGUACCGGCUCUAAUUUCACGAAGAUAUUCCUUGAUUUUCUGGUCCGAGACCAUUGAAAACCAAGCGAUUCCAUCAUCAUCAUCGUCAAAUUCCCCAAAUUACGAAUUUCUGGGGAAACAAAAAUCAAAUUAAGGAGACCGGAUCGAUGAGCAUUUUCGCUAAUCAAAGAGGUUCCAGAUCAUGGACCACCGGAGAGGAGCUGCCGGUUUCCAAUGGGGUUCCGAUUCCUCCCAAGAAAAAAUGGUCGAAUGCGAUGCCUCUGUUCAUCGCCCUCGUCGUCAUAGCCGAGAUUAUUUUUCUGGGUAGGCUCGAUGUGGCGAAAAAUGUAGCCAUGGUCGAUUCAUGGGCCGAUUUAUUCUACCGUUCGCCACCUUCCCGUGCACUGAUCGGCGGAGCCGAUGAUUUCAAUUCUCGGCCACUCGACGGCGACCGCAUUUCGGAAUUGGGGAUUUGUGAGGAGUGGUUGGAGAAAGAGGACGCCGUGACAUAUGCCAGAGACUUCGAAAAGGAGCCGAUUUUGGUUUCUGGUUCUGAUGAGGGGAGGAAAUCUUGUGCUGUAGGGUGUGAAUUUGAGACCAAUUCAAGUAAAGAUCCCGAUGCUGCUUUUGGUUUGAAUCACCAGGGUGGAAUGCCUUCAAUUAUUCGAUCUAUGGAAUCAUCUCAAUACUAUGGAGAGAACAAUAUUGCCCAGGCACGACGGUGGGACAAAAUUUUCCAUUUCUUAGUAAGAACAUCUUUAAUGUGGGCGCACGAACCAUCAAAAGACUUACAGAGUGAAAAUCAAUGUUCAAGCCUCUUGAGUGGCUAUAGUAUAGUAAUGACCACCAGUCUCUCAUCAGAUGUACCUGUGGGAUACUUUUCCUGGGCUGAGUAUGAUAUCAUGGCUCCAGUGACGGCAAAGAGCGAGAGUGCCCUUGCAGCUGCUUUCAUUUCCAAUUGCGGUGCUCGUAACUUCCGCUUGGAAGCUCUUGAGGCUCUUGAAAAGCUGAAUGUCACAAUACAUUCCUAUGGUGCUUGCCACAGAAAUCGUGAUGGAAGCAGAGUGGACAAAGUGAAGACUCUGAAGCGCUACAAGUUCAGCUUGGCUUUUGAAAAUUCCAACGAGGAAGAUUAUGUGACUGAAAAAUAUUUUCAAUCUCUAGUUGCUGGAACUGUUCCAGUGGUUGUUGGUGCUCCAAAUAUUCAAGAAUUUGCUCCUUCACCUGGAUCCGUUUUGCAUAUCAGGGAGCUUUCAGAUGUUGAGUCAGUUGCCAACUCUAUGAAAUACAUUGCUGCUAAUCCUGUCGCAUUCAACAACUCUUUGAGGUGGAAAUAUGAGGGUCCAACUGAUUCUUUCAAGGCACUAUUGGAUAUGGCUGCAGUUCAUUCGUCAUGUCGCCUUUGUAUUCAUUUGGCAACUGGUAUUCAUGAGAGGGAAGAAGAGGGCCCAGCAUUCAAAAAGCGACCUUGUAAAUGCACCAGAGGUUCGGAUACCGUUUAUCACUUGUAUGUUAGAGAAAGAGGAAGGUUUAAUUUGGAGUCCAUCUUCUUGAGGUCCAGUAAUCUGACUGUUGAAGCGUUGGAAUCAGCAGUGCUUUCGAAGUUCAGUUCUUUGAAGCACGAACCAAUUUGGAAGCAGGAAAGGCCCGAAAGCAUAAGAGGAGGGGAUGAAUUAAAGUUGUAUAAAAUAUACCCAGUUGGGUUGACACAGAGGCAAGCUUUACAUACCUUCAAAUUUAAAGGGGAUUCUGAUCUCAGAACACACGUGGAAGAUAACCCAUGUGCCAAAUUUGAAGUCAUAUUUGUAUAGAUUGAGAUUGAAGUUUGUUUCCUUCAUGUUUGACUUGAACAGAGGCUGCCACAAACCCCUUUGUAAAUGAUCUCCUGAGAUAAUGGCCCACUUUAGUUUAGAGAGGAAAUUACACCAUUAUAUAUGAUCUUUUCCCAGGGUGAACAUCAAUAGUUAAAUUUCAAUCAUUUGGGGGGCAGAGAAUGUCUCUUCCCCGUAAUUUCUGUAAUUUCGAGGAUGAAAUGUAAUAUUAGUUACAUUGAUGUUUUGAUCGUUGAGCUAUAUUGGUGAAUUUGAAUAAAAUGGUCUGAUCAUA